GUCACUAAUUGGUAAUGAAUAUGUAUAUAUCUGUCACGUGGUCGAUGCUCAUGCAAACAAUCAACAAUAAUAAUGGCUUCUACACGAGAUUUUAUAAAAAUUGAUCUGACUGCUGAAGAUAUUCCAGGGGCUAAACUUGACAUAAAUAAAUUAGAAGAUUAUAGCAAUAUGCAGCUUAAACGAUGGUUAGAAUGCAGAGGUAUUAAAUCAUCAGGAAACCGAACUGAACUACUUAAAAGAUGCAAUGAUGUAAUCAAUUCCGGCAGGGUAGAUCAAAUUGAUAUCAACAUUGAUCAAGGGAAGUGGUACGAUAUAAAACUUGGAAAGGUCAAACCAGAAAGUGUAAAAAAAAAUCAACCUGCUAUCCCACCAGUAUUAGGAUGGAAAACUUUUCCGUCUAGACCCAUACCGGUCAAUUUUAAUUAUGGGCACAUAUACCAUUAUUUACUGGAGAGCGUUGUCCUUUUAGGAGAAGACGGGAAGCAGGAGGAUACGGACUUGUCACACAUGACUUCCAAGCCUCUCACAAAAGGAGAACAAUAUGUCAAAAGUGGAAGUGUGACAAAUAUAAUGGACAAUUCAAAGGGUUCAGACUUAUAUUUUAUAAAGGGGAAAGUUGAUGCAUCUAUGAGAAAAGAGCACAGAAUUGUGCACAUAACAUUGUCAUCAAUUAGUGGAGCUGUUUAA
This is a messenger RNA of Mytilus trossulus (common blue mussel), 687 nucleotides long. RefSeq lists its product as uncharacterized. The transcript has 2 exons. The coding region runs from base 73 to 687 and encodes 204 amino acids. NCBI's taxonomy places the organism in Eukaryota, Metazoa, Mollusca, Bivalvia, Mytilida, Mytilidae. The record is from RefSeq and is a predicted model, not a curated record.